AUGGUUUCGAUUAUUGAGCAAUGCCAAGUUGCACCACCUACAUGUGCCAUAGAUAAACUAACACUCCCUUUAACUUGCUUUGAUACUUUAUGGAUAUUACAUAACCAUCAUAUACCAAGGAUUUUAUUCUACAAACUCCAAAAUAUUGACAAAAUUAGUUUCAUUCAAAACAUUAUUCCUACUCUCAAACAUUCACUCUCACUCACUCUCAAACACUAUCUACCACUAGCUGGCAAUCUUGUAUGUCCAUGGAAUUCUACCGGUUAUCCUGAACUACGUUAUGUAACAGGAGAUUCUGUAUCUGUUACUUUUUCUGAAACUGACAUGGAUUUCGAUUAUCUUGUUAGUUAUGAUCAUAUACAUAACGCUAAAGAUUUUCAUCCCUUUGUUCCUAAAAUGGCUGAACCUAAAGAUGCAUCCGGAGUCCAAUUUACACCGGUUUUAGCUAUUCAAGUGACACUUUUUCCGAAUCAUGGUAUAUCUAUUUCUUGCAUUAGCCAUCAUGUCGUUGGUGACGAAUCUACCAUAGUAGGGUUCAUAAAUUCAUGGGCUUUGCUCAACAAAAACAAAGGAAAUGAUGAUCAUGAUGAUAAAUUCAUCGUUCCAUUUUAUGAUCGUUCUGUUGUCAAAGACCCUUAUGGAUUAGGAGAUUGUAUAUGGGAAGAAACGAAGAAACAUAAGAAAGAGAUGAUGAGUGACAUAAUUGUAACUCCUCCUGAUAAUAAUAAUAAUAAUAAUAAUAAUAAUAAUAACAACAACAUGGUCCGAGGUACAUUUACUAUAAGACGAGAUCACAUUGAGAAACUCAAGAAUUUAAUUUUAUUAACACGACCAAGCCUGACUCAUGUAACAUCAUACACCGUAGUAGGUGGUUAUGCAUGGAGUUGUCUGGUAAAAUCAGAGAACGCGACUGAAAUAAUAGAUGAAAAUGUAAUGGAAUGUUUUGGAUGUGCAGUAAAUUAUAGAGCGCGAUUUGAUCCUCCACUCCCUUCAUCUUAUUUUGGGAAUUGUAUUAUUUGGUACAUUGCAAGUAGAAAACAUGUUGAUUUAGUAGGAAAUGAAGGGUUUAGGGUUGCAACGGAAUCGAUUGGAGAAAUUAUUUAUAAAAGGAACAAGGAUAAAGAAUACGUGUCGAAUGGCGAGUGGUUGAAAGAAGUUGGUGGGGCAUCCAAUGAAGGGAGAUAUCUUGCGAUUGCUGGAUCGCCAAAAUAUGACUUAUAUGAAGCUGAUUUUGGUUGGGGAAAAUCACAAAAAUGGCACUUUGUUUUUUUUGGGAGCGGCUUAUUGAUGUCUCUUGGUAAGUCUAAGGACUCGAAUGGAGAUUUGGAAAUUGGUUUAUAUUUACCUAAAACUCGAAUGAAUGCAUUUGCUACUAUAUUUAGUGAUGGACUCAGCGUCCUAUAGCCAGUUUUUUAUUUUAUGAAUUUUUAGAGAUGAUGGUCGAAAUUAUUUCUAUUAGUUGUUAAUUGACUAAUUUGUAUUUGUGCUUUUCUUUGAAUAAAUUUAAAUUACAAUAUGAA
Molecule: messenger RNA, 1520 nt
Organism: Solanum pennellii
Lineage: Eukaryota; Viridiplantae; Streptophyta; Magnoliopsida; Solanales; Solanaceae
Product: anthocyanin 5-aromatic acyltransferase-like
Exons: 1
Coding region: 1-1404 (467 amino acids)
Source: RefSeq, a predicted model, not a curated record